UGGCCUAAAACCGGAGCGUUGUGCAUCUCCCACUCAUCUCUGCGGAGACGUUUCCACGGACCGGCAGAAGCCCGGGUGUGAUGACGUGUUAGUUGCUAUUUAGUGUAAUGCAGGUUAGAUUUUUGUAGGACGGAUUCUGAUAUAAGUAAACAGAAAAAAUGUCAACAGCUAUGAAAAAGGAACUGGCCAAGGCAAAGAAGGUUUUGCAUCCAAAUAGCAGGAAGUCAAUUGCUAUCAUAAAGAAAACUCACAAGAUAUCCAAUAGGGAAAAGGCAAAACUAGGUUGUGCAAUUAAACAAAAUGUGAUUGGAGAGAAGAUGCUAUGGAUGCAAGAACAUAUGGUACCAGAUGUCUGUCCCUAUACACCGCAACUUACAGCAGAUUUACUUGAAUUAUAUAUGGCUCGCCAUGAUAAAGAAUUGGAACAAAUUUCAAUAAAACAUUCAGUUGGUGGUAGAAGACACCGACAGCAUGCCAGUAGAGAAGAUAUUAUAAGAAUGACAAAGGAACGUGAGAGGGAAGAAUACAACACAUGUGGAAUAGAAAUCCCAGAUAUUCUGAAUUCAACGCAAUGUACCAUGCUUCGGAAAUGGGACGGUGAGCUGAGAUACCUUCCUAAUUUCGAAUUUAGAAGAUUUGGGAAGAAACACCUAAAUGAGCUGGCACAGAAGAAAAAUAAACCACCUAGGCAGCUUUUGCAGAAAGUAUCAAAUUCAAUACCCUCAGUUGAUGAGUUAACUGAAAAUGUACAGUCACGCCAAAGAGAAGUCAGUACAGCAGACUGAUGAUUCCUCAGGAGUGAAUACAAUGGAACUAGAAUAAAUGAUUUUUUAUAAAUAA
Cephus cinctus (wheat stem sawfly) is the source of this 840-nucleotide messenger RNA. RefSeq names its product translation machinery-associated protein 16. Gene Ontology annotation, cellular component: nucleus. The coding region runs from base 159 to 785 and encodes 208 amino acids. The transcript is spliced from 5 exons. The record is from RefSeq and is a predicted model, not a curated record. NCBI's taxonomy places the organism in Eukaryota, Metazoa, Arthropoda, Insecta, Hymenoptera, Cephidae.